GGUAUGUUUUCUUACGCUAGGUCUGGUCUCCUUUAUUGGUCGUCGCCUAAUAGGAGUUAUACUAAAAUAGUUUCCUGAUGUGCUGCAUUGUGUAGUGAUUUGUCGUAAUCGGUGGUUAUCAUAAUCAAGAUUUUUCUGCUUUGUGCACUUUAAAAUGACGUCUACGAAGCCUGGAGAAUGGGUCAUGCAGGCUCUACUUCGUCAGUUAACCAACUUAGCCCAAUUGAAAAUUGAGAAAGCACUUGAAGAUGGUCAAGAAACAAAUCUCGUGAAAAGCAUGAAACUGAAUGAAGAUGCAGCCUAUGAACAUCUCAUAAGUGCUUUUGGUGUUGCCGCCGAAUUCGCUCUUCCUUCAAUCUUAUCUACACUUUCACUAUGGUAUAGAUCUCAGCACUCAUCUGGGAAAUAUUAUCAAUUCCACCAGUUUCAGUCUUUAAGUUCAGCCAAUGAAUACAUUGGAAACGCUACUUCAAUGGCAGUCCAACGUCCUUUAGCUAACGAUAGUAAUCCUGUUGUUGAAAGCCAACAAGUUUCAUAUCUUACUGCCAAUAAAUCAGAAAAGACUAUCAAAUGUGCCUCAGAGUCAUCUUCGCUGUCGAAAUCCCAUAAUUUACAUUUACCAGAGUUAUCUGUUCUAUUUGAACGACGUGAUCUUGCCAUUGAUAUUAUAUUUUGUCAUGUCAUGCUUGCAGUUUUAAAGCAAUUGCCUUUUCAUCCAGGCCAUAAUGAUGUUAUUGAAUCAAUCUUAGAGCAAUGUUUCGGAAGAUUCAACUAUAGAGAGGAUUUGCAGCCGAAAAAUAGUGAAAAUAUAAAUCUCGUCGCUGAUCUAUACGCAGAAAUUGUCGGACUGUUAUUCCAGUCAAGAUUUGCUCUGGUACGCUACAAAUUUAUGAGUUGUCUGAAUGAUCUGCGAUCUAAAGAAAACAGUCAAAAUAAUAGAGCUAGUAUUGUAUCUCUUAUAAUGGGGAUGAAGUUUUUCCGGGUUAAAAUGCAUCCAAUUGAAGAUUUUGUGAAAUGUUUCACUUUCUUACAAGAGUUAGGUCAAUACUAUCUGGAAGUGAAAGAAAUUGAAAUCAAGCAUGUACUCUCUGAUUUGUUUGUUGAAAUUUUAUUGCCAGUAGCUGCUGUUGCACGUCAAGAAGUUAACAUUCCAGCAUUAAAAACAUUUGUAGAAAAUUUAUAUCCAACAAGUUUGGAAUUGGCUAGUAAGAAGAAACAUAUCCCAGCCUUAUUCCCGUUAGUGACUUGCUUGCUGUGUGUUGGUACUAAAUCAUUUUUCUUGAAUAAUUGGACCAAUUUCUUGUCUAUCUGCUUAAGUCAUCUUAAAAAUCGGACUUCUAAAGUAGCUUUAGUCAGUUUACAAUCAUUAUCCUGCAUAUUGUGGGUCUACAUUGUACGUAUCAAAGGUGAAAAACAUACAGAAACUCAAACAAAAUUACACACAAUUAUCAAUAGUUUAUUUCCGAAAAAUCAGAAAAUUAUUCUACCAAAAGAUGCACCAAUCAAUAUAUUUGUUCGUAUUAUUCAAUUUAUUGCUCAUGAAAAGCUUGAGUUUGCCAUGAAAGAAGUUAUCAUUGAGCGGUUAGGGGUGAAUGGAUUACAGAAAACUUUAGUGAUGCCAGAGCGAAUAAAUGUAGGUAUAUGUGCAUUCCUGCUGAUUGCCCAUGGCCUUCAACAGAAGGAGGGGGAACCGCCCAUGCCUCAACAAUGCAUUGGUGCCGGAGGGGUUGGUGGUGGUUUUAGGCAAGCUGUUAUUAAACGUUCUUUUCAUGGUACCAAUUUGAAUGAAGCAUUGGGUUCCUUAUUAGGAAUACAAAGUUAUUUAGUACCUGUUCGAAGAGCAUUUGAACAUAUUUUACGUCAGCUGGAUACUCAAGUUUGUCGUACAAUGAUGUUGCCAAAACAAGAAGUUACUCAAAAAGAAUUUGAUGAGUUAAUGACAGCAGACCGUAAACCUAAACUGGAUUUAUUAAAGACCUGUGUUGCCUGUAUUCCUCGUCUGCUUCCUAUUGAUAUGACUAAACAAGAGAUUUUAGAAAUACUGGCUAAAGUUUGUCUGCAUGUCGACGAAGACGUACGAAAAAUGGCACAGCAAGCUAUGGCCAACUUGAUAGUCGAACUACCAGCUUAUCGGGUUAAAACAAUACAAGUUUUUAUACAAUUUAUUCAGAAAAAUGUAGCUGAUACAUCACCUCACCAACUAGAUAGCUGUCUGAAGACUUUAUUUCAUCUAUUAAACAAUUGGAAGUUAGCAUUGCAAAAGGAUGGAGCCGUAACACCUAAUAUGGCUGAAAAAUCAGCUUUAUAUGAAGCUGAAGGAUUUGCUUUGGUUAUGUUGUGCAGUUGUCGUUUAAUUACUAGACGUUUAUCUCUUCAUAUUCUCAGGAAAUGUCGAGCUUUAUCAAAUUUAAUCCAAUCCGCUACUUAUGAUCAAACGUUAAAAAAUCCAAAUGAUUCACGGGAAUUGUGUUGUAUAGAUAUUUUAGACCGUUCAGUGCCAAUUAUUUUGAAAUAUCUUUUACCUAUAUUACCUUUAAGCGAAAGAUCCGCUUUGUCUUCCGUGUCUAACAUGGAUUUUUCUGUCUUCACGGAGCGCUCUCAUCCUGUUUGGUUUAGUGGUAGUACACUGCCUGUAUAUUCACCUGUGGUUUUACCAGCUAAUUAUUUGAAUAACACUCAAUACUCUGGUUUAAUGUCUAACAAUGACGUGCAACAAAGUGAAGAAGUCCGAUUUAAUGGUUUAUCAAAUCUUCACGAUCUUAACAAAUUAAACAAUUGUAAUAAUAAUAACAACAAUUGUAAUACUAAUAAUAAUCCAACUGUAGGAAAUCCAGUGACCGGCAACACAAAUGAGAAAUCUAAACCCGAUGAAUCUGUUGUACAGGAAUCAUUUACAAAAAUCGGAUGUCGAAUUUGUCCCAAUCUUCAUCUACCUCAUUUAUUAACCGGAUUAACUGAAGUCAGACCGCAAGUUUCUGGGUUAUUCAUACCUUCGAAAUCUUUUGAUUUCCGUAAUAUACAAACUUCGAAGUCGUAUUUAUCUACAACACCUGUUCAUCGAAGAGCAUCUCAGUAUAAUCAACAAAUUCAGCAUACUCAACAAGCUUACAUUAUGCAGCCUGCACAAGAACGUGUAGCUGUCACAGAUGUAUGGGCUACUUGUCUUUCUAUUGUAUUCAACUCAUCUAAUUUGCCCACAAGUUGUCCCAUGGCCAUCAAAUCUGCUUGGUCAAUAUUGUUUCAACGAAUAAGUACUAUUUUUCCUCUAAUUGACCCAAGCGCACAAAUGGCUGAAAAUCGAGCAUCCUCGUUACUCCGAACUGGAAGUAAGAAACCUGCAAAUGAACGUGAACAGUUCAUUCCUCUUUGGCAUAAUUAUGUCGUUGUUGGAUGUUGUAUAGCUCCGAGCUCUACUGGUUUACGGAUUUCGAAAUCUCCAGAUACGCGCUAUCAGCCUGGGUUCCAUCUACAAAAGCAUUCACUUGACUUUUCAACAAAAGGGGAUUCUAAUGAAACUUGGUGGUCCUGUUUAGAUUUCACUUUUAAUGUUCUUCAAGAAGCCCCAUUAUUAGCUCCUCAGUAUGCCCCAAUCUCUUCAUCGCAUUCAACUUCUGAAAAUAUAUCUAAAGUGGAUAUUCCAACAUUUGAUCAUACUUCAUCAUCAAAGGGCACUAAAAAAGAUUUUAUUGAUGUUAGUGAUAUUGGCCUAACUGAAAUAUUCGUAUCAGCAUCUAAUGGGUGGAAUAAGCCAGGAAAUUCUCAGAUACGUUUGCGCGAAAAGCUCUAUUGUUUAGUCAGUUGUUAUGGACUUCCUCCUCAACAGUGUAUCAGUGCUCCAAGAAGUCCUUCGGUUAUAUUCAGUCAAUCUACUGAAACUUUAGAUCCUCAAUUAAGUAUCCAUUCCAGCAGUGAAACAACAUCUGUAGUCGAUAUUAGUAAUUCAGAUGAUAUUCAUUUAGAUGAUACAAGUAGUGGUGAACAGACUGCUGUGUUUCGUGAUUUGGAUACCUAUUUAGAUGCUCAGUUGAUGAAUAUAAACUUUUUAGGUGUACCAGAUUGUAGAUUAGCGUCAACAAAUGCUUCCAUGAGUGAGGAAGAACCUAGACGUCCUUGGGGUGUACGAGGCCAAGCAAUUACAUGUCAUUUCGAUUUUAAUGGAGAUGGAAAUGAAUCAGUUAAUAAUGAGUCUGUCGGUGGCUUAUCUCGAACUGUACAAUCGUUGGAGAAAACAACUAGUAGUUUGGCACAUAGUAUCACAGAAUCGGAUUAUUUUACAGCUGCUUAUCAACAUCAUCAUCACCACUCAGAAAAGCAGCAUCAAAAUAGAACACAUUCAUUGCCACAUUUAACAUGUGUUACUAAUAGUCUAAGUGAUGUGAAAGAUACAGAAUCUAAUAGUUCGAGUACAAAUCGAUAUUCAACGAUAACAAUUAGUAAUAAUUAUACAGAUGAUAACAUAGAUGGCAAAUAUUCAGCAGCAUCAUACAGUGAAGAACAACAACAACAACAACCACUACUACCACAGUUGGAAUACAAAAAUCCAUCAACUUCACUUGCCUGGCAAUCAUUCGCUGAGGAACAGUCAAAUUUUAGGAUUAAUGAUUUGAUGAAUGAUGAGUUUACUGGAAAAGAAAAGUUUAAUAAAGGUAUACAGGUAGUGAAGUAUCCACUUGUUACCGUACGCAAUUCACGUAGUGAACGUGUAACAUUUAAUCUUGAUGGUGAUAAAAAUCAACAUGAUAAUGAUGAGGUCGGCAGGCAGGAUGAUGUUCAUCGAAAAAAUAAGAUAUCUAUGGACGAUGGUAUAGAGAAAAUCAAUGAUCGAUGCAUGUCAAAAACGUGUAAGGGAAUCCUAAUCAAUCGCACAAAUCAUGAUUAUGUUAAGGGACUACAUAAUGGAUUGCUACUGUCCGAUACUGUGCUUGCUAAUAAUUCUCGAGUACGAUCCGCGUCAACACAAUCACUCAAUAAUGAUGGGAAUUACAAUGAAACUAAUAAUUCAGAUCAAAAUUUAAGGUCACGUAUAUAUUUUCCUCGAUGUCUGUCAUCUAAUCGUAAUGAAGUAGGUACAAAAUAUAUAAAUCAUGACAGAUUGACAGAUGAACCUGAACAAACAGUUGAUAAUCACCAUUAUCAUGAUCAUUUUUCUGUGAAUAUUCCACAAAAACUUUUGGCUGGACAAAUCAAACGUAGUGUAUCAACAUCUGAAUUAUUAUUGACUAGACAACAUUUUACAUUGAAUAAUAAACCAAAUGAUUACAAAUCUUUAAUUAAUUCUGUAGUGUUGUCACCGUUAACAUAUCAAAAUAAAGUUAGUUAUCAUGUAAAUGACAAAUAUUUUACUAGCUUCUCUUCAUCUUUAUCAUCGACAAGGUCACUGUCGCCAGUGAAUCAUCACAGCCGAUUCGAACAAACGGCGUUUAAUUUAAUUAGUACAAAUGACAAAGAUAAUUUGAACACUAAUAAUAAUAAUAAUAAUAAUAAUAAUAAUAAUAAUAAUAAUAAUAAUAAUAAUAAUAAUAAUAAUAAUAAUAAUAAUAAUAAUAAUAAUAAUAACAAUAAUAAUAAUAAUAAUGCUGAUUUAUCAAAAAUCAUUUCAUAUCGACCAAAUUUACCUUGUUCUUCUUCCGUAUUGCCUCAAUCGAUUCCACUUUCAUUAUCACCAACAUUAACAGCACCAUCUGUACAUAGUUCUCAUUUAUCACUUCAUUGUAUUGAAAUUAUUCGAAAAUCCAGUGAUCUCCCUGUUAUCCAUAGAAAGCAUAAAGCAACAAGUGAUUCACAUUUGAAUUGCUUUAAUAAACAGUUAUUGUGCCAUCAUCAAGAACUUCAUCAAUCAAAUAGUCAUCAUCGGUGUUAUCAUUUUUCAUGUGUUAAUGAAAGCACUCAUAAUGAUGAUUCUUCUGAGUGUACUUCUUUGAACAAAAUCGUAUCAGUUCAACCAAUACAAAGAUUAUGCAAUUGGAAGUAUCCACUAAUUACUCAACAAAAAUGGAUUGCAUUAGAACCAUUAUUGAACUCAACCUGUUUACACUUCGAUGAACAACAAAAGUUAAUAUCGCUACUGAUGGGACUUCCACAAUUGUAUCAGGAGAUAAUUUCACGCUAUAUUAAUGCUGUUAACGAUACGAUCGAUUUGUCUGUUUGUUGUUGGACUGAAUCAAGCCGAUUGAAUUGUUUAGCGAAAUUAGUCGAAAAAAUCAAAACCUAUUUGAGACCACCCUGGUUUUUUUGUCGUUUAUGUCAGGAUGAUCUUACUGAGACGGUUCAUUCUUAUUUAAUAAGUAACAUGAUUCAUUUAUUGGAAAAACACCAAGGAAUCCAAAAUCAAUUUGAAAAACUUUAUAAUCUAUUACAAUCUGAAAAUACCAGAGACACAUUUAUCCAACUAUUCUGUAAUAUGUUCACUAACUUAAUAGAAUUUGUGAAAUAUUCAUAUGCUAGUGUUGAAACCAUUUAUGCUAAUUUAUCCAAGUUGAAGAAAAAUGAAAUCCUAUUACCUGCAAUACUGGAUCGAUCUUGUCGUUUCCAAUAUUUACUAAAGUGUGUUCUAUUAGGUCUAGAUUUGACCAGUGAUAUCAAUAAUCAUGAUGAUAACAGUGACGUACCUAUCAAACUAGCUAUUUGCAAUGAACCCGCUGCUUUAAAAAAUCAACUAUGUGAAUUCCUAGCAAACAUGCUGACAAGUUUUCCAAACGAUGAAUUACUAACCGGGUCCAAUAAUUUUAAUCCAGAAAAUUGUAAACAAGUAAUUAGAUUAUAUAAACAAUUAUCACAUAAGUCCCCAGAUGAAUAUUGCAUAUCUUCCGUUACCGGCACUUGACAAAGACAUAAACGACCAACUAGAUACUACCAAUUACUUCGCUUAUUUAACUGAAAGCCUACACCACCUCGUAUUAAAUGAUAAUGUUAAUGAUGAUAAAUUAUGUUGA
Molecule: messenger RNA, 6932 nt
Organism: Schistosoma guineensis
Lineage: Eukaryota; Metazoa; Platyhelminthes; Trematoda; Strigeidida; Schistosomatidae
Source: the annotation of a GenBank genome assembly